AUGCCGCCUCGUCCACGUCCCCGCGCUGUCAAUCGUCCUGCAAGUAAUGCCAGCUCGAGCACACAGUCUGCAUCACAGCCAUCGUCGGCCCCUGCUGCGAAAAGCGCUCGUGAGCGAGAGCUCGACAACGAUGACCAACUUUUCAUGCGAAACAGAUCACGGACAGCACAAGACUGGAAACGACUGGAGACCAUUGAGAAAGGUCUUUUUCGAUCUAUGCGAUCCCAAUUGUUCCUCAGUAACGCCUGUCUUGUUUCAGCGGAAGAAAUCAAGAACGCUGCUGCUGAAGUCAGCUCUUCAGAAUCAGAGGGGUCAACGCCACGAAAGAAACGUAAGGCCCACAGAGACAGAAAGGGCAAGAAAACUCAAAACAGCUUGCCAGAAUGGACGAGGCAGAGUAGUGUAACGAUACUGUCUUCCGACUCUGAUGAUGAUCUAGAGGUCCUAGAUGGCCCACCUACAAGUCAGAGACAUGACUCUAUCGAAGCCUCGAGGAAGUCGAACAAGCGCCAGCGCAGUCGAUCUCGCUCGCUCACGCCUCCUCCUAAACUAACCAUGCAACAGCUACAGAACGCUCGGAAUGUCGUCAGACAGACACUAGAGCCCACACCACGUGCACCAUCACCAGGGAACUUUUCUUUCGACGACUCCACGGACACUAUAGUCCUUGACCCAGAGUUCGCCUCGAUCGCCAGCGCUGUAAAGAAGCAGUCACAGCGCUCCUUCGAGGGAGGCCAAAACAGCCACAAAUCCGAUGCGAACAAUGACCGGGGCGGAGGGCCAGAGACUGUGACUAUCAGGGUUAAGUGGAGACCUCAUCCUUUGCACACUGGCGAAAAGCCGGAAGUUUUCCCCUUUACAAUGAAGCGGCACGAAAACUUCCACAGACUAUUGUCUGAGAUAGCUGACGAGAAAAACAUGCUAGACUAUAACAUUGUCUUGACCUACGAACGCUCUCGAGUCGUGGCAGGUGCAACGCCCCACAGCCUCAAAGUUUGGGCUGAAGCCGAGAUGGAGGCUUCUACCAAAACAACCUUCGAGUAUAUACGCGAAAAUCCACAGCACAACCAGCCGACUACGUUGUCGCAUGUCAACGGGACUUCCCAAUCUCACAACACACGCGCACCCUCUCUGCAACCAGGUGGCGGAGAUUCGGACGAGUCUGACUCUGACGUCCAGUCGCAAGACGAUACAGAGGACGAAACGUUCAAACUUGUUCUUCGCUCGGCAGAGACCAAGAACAAAAACAUUACGCUCACUGUCCGACCCACGACGACUUGCGGCGCAAUCGUAAAAGCGUUCUUGAAGAGGGCUGGAUUGGCCGAGAAGUACCCUGAGGGAAAGAGCGCGAGGAGGAAGAGUGGUGCAGGUGUGGGACCGAGACUGGUCGUGGAUGGAGAUAAGCUGGACCCAGAGACUCCAAUAUCUGAAGCGGAUCUGGACGAUGGAGACCAGGUCGAGGUCGUUGGGCUUUGA
Molecule: messenger RNA, 1476 nt
Organism: Stereum hirsutum FP-91666 SS1
Lineage: Eukaryota; Fungi; Basidiomycota; Agaricomycetes; Russulales; Stereaceae
Exons: 5
Coding region: 1-1476 (491 amino acids)
Source: RefSeq, a predicted model, not a curated record